UCUUUCCAGCACAGGUGAUUUCACUUAGUGGCUCACCUACCAAUCUUCACGUCUCAUUACAAUCUGCAUAUCUUAGCUGUUUGGAGCUCAAUUUGGAGCCAAGGGUUUUUAAUCAUAUUUUCUGACGGCUCUGCCAAAUAACUAUUAGGACCAAUGACAGUAAGCCCACCCCAGUGACACCCAAUCAGCUAUCAAGACGAAUGGCAGUAAUCCCGCCUUGUUGACGAAGGUGAUGCUGCUUGUGGGUGUGGUCUUAUCUGAACUGGGCGUGGCCAUGCUCCUGCGUGCGGCCGCCAUGUUGCUUCUGUUGCUAACGGCGACCGUGCGCACGUGCCCCAAGCCGUGCCACUGCUCGGAGCGCGGCGGCCAGACCAGCGUCCAGUGCUCGUCCCGUGACCUCCGCUCCGUGCCCUCCGACCUCCCGGAGGACACCGUGACCUUGACGCUCUCGGCCAAUCGGAUCACCCGCCUGCCCGCCCACGUGUUCGCCCGCCUGUGGCGGCUGCAGGAGCUGGACCUAUCAGGGAACGCCAUCGAGGCGGUGGAGGCGGGAGCUUUCCAGGGGGUGGCCGAGAGCCUGCGGCAGCUAGACCUAUCGGACAACCGGCUGACAGGGGUGCCCAAGGAGGCGUUCGGGCGCCUGCACAAAGCAAAGGUCAGCCUGUCUGGUAACCCGUGGCACUGUGAGUGCUCCCUGCAGGAAGUGUUGAGAGAGGUGAGACUGGACGAGCACACGGUCAACGAGGUGCGCUGCCACACCGCAGUCAGAGAUGAAUACGCAGGCAGACCCAUCACACAGGUGCUGGACUCUGGCGUGAACUUCUGCAGCUUCCAGCGCAAGACGACGGACGUGGCGAUGUUCGUGACCAUGUUCGGCUGGUUUGCCAUGGUCAUCGCCUACGUAGUCUAUUACGUCAGGCAGAACCGGGAGGAUGCCAGGAGACACCUGGAGUACCUGAAGGCCCUGCCCAACAGCUCACACAGCAGCUCCAAGGACUCAGACACUGCCAGCACCAUGCUCUAGUGAAGAGAGAUAGAGAGAGAGAGAGAGAGAGAUAGAGAGAGAGAGACAGAGACAGAAAGAACAAGAAGUGGAAGAGAUACAGAGAAGUCAUCAUGAAGAAAAAAGGUGUUUUGUGUGUAUUUUCAUUGUGUAAAUAUCGUCUGUCAAGGUCAAACGUUCAGAU
Molecule: messenger RNA, 1187 nt
Organism: Engraulis encrasicolus (European anchovy)
Lineage: Eukaryota; Metazoa; Chordata; Actinopteri; Clupeiformes; Engraulidae
Product: leucine-rich repeat-containing protein 3-like
Exons: 3
Coding region: 233-1024 (263 amino acids)
Molecular function (GO): protein binding
Source: RefSeq, a predicted model, not a curated record